This is a messenger RNA of Oncorhynchus masou masou (cherry salmon), 3763 nucleotides long. RefSeq names its product dyslexia-associated protein KIAA0319-like. Gene Ontology annotation, cellular component: cytoplasmic vesicle; plasma membrane. The record is from RefSeq and is a predicted model, not a curated record. NCBI's taxonomy places the organism in Eukaryota, Metazoa, Chordata, Actinopteri, Salmoniformes, Salmonidae. Gene Ontology annotation, biological process: neuron migration.
AUCAGUCUGACCAGUGCAUCAUGCAGACAGGAGCUCAGCUGCUUCUCUGUCUCAUCCUGCACUAUGUGGAAGCUGCAGAGGCGUCACAGUGCUGGCAGGGUGCGACCUACUCAGAGGCUGUGGUCUCCCCGGCCCUGAGGAGCAGCAAUAUCUUGCGGGUGCCAGACAUGUCAUCUCUUGCGCAGUGUGCCGGGGCGUGUUGUGAUCUGCCUGGAUGUAACCUGGCCUGUCUGUUUGAGCGUCGCUGCUACAUCCUCAGCUGCCAGCAGAGGGAGAACUGUCAGCCCAGACAGAGACCUGGAGCUGAUUCCUAUAUGGCCUUUGUGCAGAGAGGAUCCCCCCAGACCCUGCUGCUCCAGUCUCUGGUGGGGGAGCCCUACCCCAGUCGCUGGAGGCCCCGCCCCUCUGGGGACGUGGAGGCACUGAAUGACCGAGCCCUGUUAGAUGGGCCCCAGAUGGAUUUUGAUGACCCAGGUGGGAUGGGUUUGGAAUACCCUGAGAGUGAACUUGGCCCUGAGAAUAAUGGUGGGGAUCUUCUAGAUUGGCCUGCAGCAUUGGAAGGGAGGGAUGGUUUCAACCUAUCGGAAAGUGAAGGAAGGCUAGUGGGGCUGGGAUUUGCAACAGAAGGGGCUGAAAGCGGUCUGCCCAGUCCUUCCACUGGGGCGACUAUCAACCAGGGGGCUCCCCCCAGUGACCCCACGUCUGGCACUACACCUGAAAACAAGAAAGAUAGUGAACUACAGAACACAUGGCCAGCAUUCACGCCCAAACCACAGAAUGACAGUGUUCACUCCUCCCAACCGAGCCAAAUAAAGACUUCCCAUCCUACUAAAGCCCCAUCUCAUCUGUCCAGUACUGUACCCCUGACCACAUCCACACAGACAGAGCAAACGUUGCCCAAGGACACAGUGGAACUGGCAGCCCCCAUCGGCCCAGAGCCCCAAACUGGUCACAAACACAAUGCGGCGAGAAGGAACCAGACCCCCAAAGCCGUCACCCUCCCAGUAACCCAGGUUGUGUCGCUUUCAACCAUCAUCAACGGCAGCCAGAGUACUGAUGAUGGAGUGAUCAUCAGCCAUCACUGGGAGCAGGUUGGAGGUCCAUCCAUAGAGCUUGGAGCUUUCUCAUACACUUUCAGGUUGACCAUUACAGAUUCUGCCGGGUUGUCAGACUCCACCAUGGCUACAGUGAAAGUCAUUCAGUCAGUGGAGAAUGACCGACUGCCCUACCCCAGCCAUGUCACUCUCACCCCAGCCCUGGCCUUGCUGCUACCCUGGCCCACAGGCAGGAUGACCCUACUGCAGCUACCCCCUCUGCCAGUGCCUGUCACUCAGAAGACAGAGAACAAAAGCACCCCCAUAGCUGAGGUCAAGGUGUCAAACGGAGCCCCUGUGGUUAUAGUGGGUCCUAACAGGCAGCUGACCCUCCCAGUGACCAGCGUUACCCUGGACGGAAGCAGCAGCACUGAUGACCACGCCGUCACCAGCUACCACUGGGACACCAUCAGAGGUCCUCCAGGGUCAAGGACACAGGGUGUGGACAAGCCCAUAGCCAUAGUAACGAGCCUCAGAGCGGGCCGCUAUACAUGUAGUCUGACUGUGAGUGACCAGGAAGGGCUGAAAGACAGUGCCUUGCUCACAGUCAGGGUUCAAGAGGCCAGAAGCCUUCCACCUGUAGCACAUGCCAGCGGCAGCCACACCCUCACCCUGCCCAACAACUCCCUGGUGCUCAGAGGCUCAGUGACGGAUGGUGACCCAGCCACGGUGCACUUCCUCUGGGUCCGGGACAGUCAGAGCCCUGCUGCUAGGGACGUGCUGUAUGGUUCAGAGCUGCAGGCCUCCCUGUACCUGGCCAACUUGGUGGAGGGGACCAAUCUGUUCCAGCUGCGUGUCACAGACACCCAGGGACGCAGCAGCACCGCCACAGCCACCAUGGAAGUGCGGCCAGACCCUGGUGGUCAUGAGGAGGUGGAGGUGGAGAUGUUGGUAGCGCUGGCCCAGGUGAGUGUGUCACAGAAGGACACCGUGCUCAGACAGUUGGCCGCACUGCUCCACGUCCUGGACAAUGGCAUCCACCUAAGGGGCCUAUGGGGACACUCAGAUAUCAGUGAUGACGGGGGGUCGUUUGACCAUGGACCCAUUACGGACGCAGGCAAUGAGGCAGUGAUCGCUGAGAUCCUGAUUGAAGAUGGCAUAGUUGUAUUUAGAGGGCAAGGGAGGCGCACUAAGGUCGGGAAGAAAACCAAGUACACUAUACUGGACAACAUGGACGAACAGGAGAAAAUGGAGCUGAGGCCCAAAUACAGUAAACAUCAAACACAGGAGCACAACUCCAGCCUCAUGAUGUCAGAGCUGGACAGUGACCAGGACACCGUCUUCAGUCGAGACCAACCGGUCCGGAGCAGAAACCAGACCAAUGCUCAGGCUGCCCGCAACGGGAACACCUACGGAUGAGCAGGAACGCACAGAACUGGGCUGGUUAUUGUACAACAUGAGUGAAACCCAUUCUUGGGAUUAUGGCCGGGGUGCACAGCUCGAGUGCCAUAGUGUUUGCUUGUUUUUGGUCUCGUCUUCUAUUCAAAUACUGGUUUCGACCAGAUGUGUACUUUCUAUGACAUUCAUUGGACAACUCAGCACCAGGGAGAUGUGAAAAUCCAAGGGCUGUAGGAUAGUAGAGUCUGGCAUCCCUGGAUUCUGGGAACUAACAGUAGCAUUAACUUUACAUGCACACAGACUGUUUGAAUAAUUUGACACUAAGGAUGAAGGUGCUCUUUGUGAGGAGGUUCUGUGGCCUCACAUACUUCUACAGAUAACCAGAUUGGUGAAUGUACAUACAACUAUCCAUUAUGUAUACUAGUCUACCGACUACUACUGACCUUUAACUUUGCCUUGUUAUCCAAUGUUUUUUUUACUGUCAUUAUUUUGUAGGAAAUGGAGACAAGCCCAACCCUGGUUGUGAGCAUCUGACGCCUCUCCUGUAAAUGUUUUGACAAAUUGGAUUUGUCAAAAUGGCUAGAUGGAAAAGUCUAAAUUCUUAUGUUUAGUACCGAAGUCCAUCUUGUGAUGCUACUCGUGAAUCAUUUAAUCAAACUCAAUUUAUCUGUGAUCUCUAUGAGUGUCUUGGACUUUGACAUAAUACAUCACAGCAUUAUAUUGUAUUUGAACUACUGUUUUGAGUUAGCACACUUGUCCUCCAAACUAGUUAUAUAGUUUUGGUAUCUUUCUCAUUUUAAAGCUUCUUUAUGCUAAAUAAGUAUAAUGGGUCUUAUAAAUGGGCCCGAAGAAACAGAACCAGGCAUUUCAUGGGAUAAGCCAUAAAGGUGCCAAAAUGCACUAUAAGCCUGUGGCUAAGAGACCCUAUUAUAUCCAAGUACUUGGUAAUGCAUCCAUUCUUCCUUCCCUUGGCAAGAUCUAUUACCUAACUUGAACAUGGUGGGUAACAUGCUUUCAAUCAUUAAUUCCUUUGCGUAAUGAUGAAUUUUCCCCCCUCUCAUUCACUGUCAGAAUGUCUGAUUACAUGAGUAUAGUGCUAAAUAAUGACACAGUUUAAGGAUUAAGAAGAGGACAGAUGGAAUUGAUAAUUAACACUACUAUGCAGGACAGGUAGCCAUUGAUGGAAUGGAUCAAAUACUUGACAUUAAAGCAACAUAAGCAUGUCCAAUGGUUGCUUUACAGUUUUCUUCCCGUAAGGGACUGGGGAGAUAUUUCCCCAAUAUGGACAGAAACGCUAACAGCCAUGUUAUAUUCAUGGCUUUUUCCCAUUA